AUGGCUAUUGAAGAUGCAAUUUCACUUGCAAUAUGUUUAGAAAAGAAUAGCUUCCGAAUUGAGCCAUCAUUUCAGGAUUAUUAUAAUCAACGUUUUGAUCGAACAAAGCGUAUUGUUAAUUUGGCACGAUAUUUAGGUUUGAUCGUACAUUCACAAAAUCCUAUCCUAGCAUCAAUAGGACGACGUUUUGGUCCAUUUAUGAUGAAAUCUGAACGAUUGAUGAAAAUGACGGAAGAUGAAUAUUAUGAGAAAUGUCCCAUCCCGAUGAAACCGUUGUAA
Messenger RNA from Rotaria sp. Silwood1, 279 nucleotides. The record is from the annotation of a GenBank genome assembly. NCBI's taxonomy places the organism in Eukaryota, Metazoa, Rotifera, Eurotatoria, Philodinida, Philodinidae.